Molecule: messenger RNA, 559 nt
Organism: Papilio polytes (common Mormon)
Lineage: Eukaryota; Metazoa; Arthropoda; Insecta; Lepidoptera; Papilionidae
Product: calcium-binding protein P-like
Exons: 5
Coding region: 137-559 (140 amino acids)
Source: RefSeq, a predicted model, not a curated record
GCCAAAUUGUUGUUUAUUUAGAUUUUUAUCUUAUAAUUUUAUAUUUAAAUUCUUAUGUACAUUAUAAAAUUCAAGACAUGUAGACGAUUUCGAAUAAAUAACGUAUAAUUUUUAAAAUAAAAUAUAUACAAAUGUAAUGGGUAACGGACAACCAGGAAGAGUAGGACCAUUCACGGGUGGUCCUUUUAGUGGACCCCAAUUUGGAAAUCAACCUCAAGGUCCGUACUCCGGGCCAGACCGAGGUCAGAUCGAGAGCUUUCCAUAUCAAAAUCCCACUACACCUUUCGUACCAGGAUAUACGGACAAUCGCCAAAACGUGGCAACUCAGUACCCUCAGCAAGAUACCGUCUCUCAAGGACAAGCAGGUUACCAGCAAGGAUAUCGACCACAAGCAUACCAGCAUCAAGCAUACCCACCUAAUGUACAGCAGGAAUUCCAGCCUGGGUAUCCACCGCCAGGGUAUCCGCCGCAAGGAUACCCACAAGCAUAUCCUCAGCAAGGAUAUCCGCAACAAGGAUAUCCUUAUCAACAAUAUCCACAGCUCCAAGUUAUUCGCUGA